AUGGCGACCAUCGGCGUCGUCCUGCUGCUCCUCCUACUCGCGCCGACACCGUAUCUGGCCGCUGCCGCUUUCUGCCACAGCGUGAAGGCCGCCGGUGCCGCGCUCUCCCGGAACGCCUCCUCCUCGCCAGUACAGUUCGCCACGACCACCAUCGACCAGGCCCCCGACGUGGUGUACGCGCUCGCGCUCUGCCUCGGCGACGUCCUCGACAGCUCCGCCUGUGGCGCCUGCAUCACCGACUGGUUCACCACAGUGAACCAGACGCACCUCCCCUACACUGGUGCUAGAAACAAGCGCAUAAUUAGUUGGUGGGGGACGUCAGAUAGCUUCUCUACAAUUGAUGAGUGGGCAAACCUUGGAAAUUAUUAG
This is a messenger RNA of Triticum turgidum subsp. durum (durum wheat), 369 nucleotides long. The record is from the annotation of a GenBank genome assembly. Lineage: Eukaryota; Viridiplantae; Streptophyta; Magnoliopsida; Poales; Poaceae.